CGACUUCAUUCUCUGCGUCGUUUCUGCGGGCGGGCUCCAUAGCACACGAGGCCGCAUUGGCAUCGACCGUGUCACGCCAUGUUCACUGUCGUCUCUAUGCGUUUGGGCCUAUCUCUACGCCUUGCUGGGUGCCCUUCGACGGACGCUAGGAGGGCCCAUGCGAGCUACUCCCGGGACGCCCAUCGUAUGUCGCGGCCACACGCGCGCCACAUUCCAAGUCUGCCUGGGAAGCUGUCCCGACCAUCGGCACUCGAAACCCAGCUUGCUCGCGGUACAACAUGUAGGACGACAACCCGUCGCGAUCCCGCGCCUCGCCUGAACGCACUACUUACCUCGCGCAGCUUCGUCGCAGACCUCUUUUGCGACUACUGUACUGCUCGAGCACAUCUGCGAACGCAGAUCGGCGCCGCACGUUAAUCCGUAACCGAUGUGGCGAGCAUUACCACGCUCUUCCCG
Molecule: messenger RNA, 456 nt
Organism: Schizophyllum commune H4-8
Lineage: Eukaryota; Fungi; Basidiomycota; Agaricomycetes; Agaricales; Schizophyllaceae
Exons: 1
Coding region: 79-417 (112 amino acids)
Source: RefSeq, a predicted model, not a curated record